UUGAUUGUUUAGAGCCUAAGCUCUAUACAAAUCGCACCCUUUUUAUUAUAACCGACUCAAGCUCUCUCUCUACAUCGACUCUGAAAUCAGUCUCAGAUUUGCAAAGCCCAGUUAUGUUAUCGCCCUAAAUUCGAUUUAUACUUGUUAAUGGAUUGGGGAAUUCCUGCUGGUUUUUUUGGGUUCAUUCUUUACAUCUGGUUUCGACUUUGAUUUUGGGGAUUGAGUUUCCCUCAUUUAUUAAAUGGUUUUCUGAAUGCCUGCUGGUUUUCUUUGCUUCUCGGUGGAAUUUAUUUUGGUCUUGUGUGGUUUUGGGAUUAGGUUUUCCCCAUUUCGAGAAUAAUUUUGGGAAUGCCUGGGGUAUUAGCUGCUUCUCAAUGGGUUUCAAUUUUGGCUUCCUUAAUCAAAGCAUAUUUGGACGAAUGAGUUACAAGAUUUAGGGCAGAGAGGGAGUAGACCAAAAUGUUGGAGCAAUUGCUGAUAUUUACCAGGGGAGGGUUGAUUCUCUGGACCUGCAAAGAGCUUGGCAAUGCUCUUAAAGGAUCACCCAUCGAUGCUCUUAUCCGGUCUUGCCUCUUGGAGGAGCAUUCUGGUGAUUAUUACUUCAAUUACGAUGCUGCAGGGGCCUCCUACACCCUCAAGUGGACCUUCCACAAUGAUCUCGGCCUCAUAUUUGUUGCAAUUUACCAAAGGAUUCUCCAUCUCUUGUAUGUGGAUGACCUUUUAUUCAUGGUGAAGCGUGAGUUCUCCGAAUUGUAUCAUCCGAAGAGGACAUACUAUGAAGAUUUCGGUGACAUAUUUCGACAGCUUCAAAAGGAGGCAGAAGCAAGGGCUGAGGAAAUGAGGAAAUCGAAGCAACAGACAAAACCAGUUGAGUCAUUGACCAAAAAAGAGGGUCAAAGUGCUAAUAAGAAAAAAGGGGUUUUGCUGGCUGGGAAAGAGAAAGUUUCUAGCAAGGACAAUGCAUCAGAGGGGAAUCAUAUUAAUGGUCAUAAAUUAGAGAAUAGGAACUCAAACGGGCAUGAGUUGGGAACUAAGACAACUCAUGCUGAUGUAAAGAAGAGUGUUCCUGAAUCUGAGGCAUUUGAUGUGAAUAAGCUCCAAACACUGAGGUUUAAAGUAGGUAAGAAAACGGAAACAGUUAGUAAAGCUCCCAAAGUGGAGCAAACUAAAAAGACAACAAAGAAAAACAGAGUUUGGGACGAUUCACCUUCAGAGUCAAAGUUGGAUUUUACGGAUCCUAUGGAUGGGAAAGGGACUGAGGCUGUAGUUAUGGCAGAUCAAGGUGAAAGCAUGAUGGAUAGAGAAGAAAUUGUGAGCAGUGAUAGUGAGAUUGACAAUAAUGAGGACGAGAGUGGUAAGCCUGACAACAAGAAGAGAGGAUGGUUUUCAUCUAUGUUUCAAAGUAUUGUGGGGAAGACAGUUCUGGAGAAGUCUGAUCUGGAACCCGCUUUAAAAGCACUCAAGGAUCGGCUUAUGACAAAAAAUGUGGCUGAGGAAAUAGCUGGGAAGCUUUGUGAAUCUGUAGCGGCUAGUCUUGAAGGAAAGAAGCUGGGCUCGUUCACAAGGAUAUCUUUGACAGUUCAGGCUGCAAUGGAAGAAGCUCUUCUGCGCAUUUUGACUCCGAAACGUUCAGUUGACAUUUUGAGGGAGGUUCAUGCUGCUAAGGAGCAAGGAAAACCAUAUGUCGUGGUUUUUGUUGGGGUCAAUGGAGUUGGAAAGUCCACCAAUCUUGCCAAGGUUGCGUAUUGGCUUCUGCAGCAUAACAUCAGCGUGAUGAUGGCCGCCUGUGAUACUUUUCGAUCAGGUGCUGUUGAGCAACUCCGCACUCAUGCUUGCAGACUCCAGAUUCCUAUAUUUGAGAAAGGCUAUGAGAAGGAUCCUGCAGUUGUUGCAAAGGAAGCUAUCCAAGAGGCCAGUCGCAAUCAUUCAGAUGUUGUUCUUGUUGAUACAGCUGGUCGAAUGCAGGACAAUGAGCCUUUGAUGAGAGCGCUUUCCAAGCUUAUCAAUCUUAACAAUCCUGACUUGGUUCUGUUUGUUGGAGAGGCACUUGUUGGAAAUGAUGCUGUAGACCAACUCUCAAAGUUUAAUCAGAAAUUAGCGGACCUCUCGACUUCGUCCAGUGCUACGCUAAUAGAUGGCAUCCUCCUUACAAAAUUUGAUACAAUUGAUGAUAAGGUUGGAGCUGCACUUUCCAUGGUUUAUAUUUCUGGAGCACCUGUGAUGUUUGUUGGCUGUGGUCAGUCUUACACCGAUCUCAAGAAGCUCAAUGUCAAAUCUAUUGUCAAAACCCUUCUUAAGUGAUGGAUGAACUCAUACUGCUCUCUCUCUCUUUCUCAAAUUAGCAACUCCGCAUACUUGCAAUAGUGUCCUACUACUUUGGCCCCCAAUGACCUCGUCCUGAUGACUCUGGUGGUGAAUUGAUAUAUGUACAAUAUUUGUAUUAUUUAUGAUUUUGUUUGUGUGGCAAUUUCACCUAGAUACAUUCAAAAUUCAUAUUUUACCAUCCUGAUCAUUUUUUUCUUUUGGGUAAUUCAGUGGGAAAGACGGGCCUUUACCCGUUUUUUUGUAAUAUAGAUUAGGAAAGUUAUAUUUUGAAGGUGUUAAAUUGGAGGUGUCAGCUGUAGGAAUGGAUAUUACGAUGGGGUAACUGGGUGGGGGUAUUCUACCAUCCCAGAUGCUUCCCUUACCAUCCCGAUCAUUAUUGUAUGAAAACCCGUGAUUUUAACUGA
Molecule: messenger RNA, 2729 nt
Organism: Amborella trichopoda
Lineage: Eukaryota; Viridiplantae; Streptophyta; Magnoliopsida; Amborellales; Amborellaceae
Biological process (GO): intracellular protein transport; SRP-dependent cotranslational protein targeting to membrane
Cellular component (GO): signal recognition particle receptor complex; endoplasmic reticulum membrane
Molecular function (GO): signal recognition particle binding; GTP binding; GTPase activity
Source: RefSeq, a predicted model, not a curated record